AUGAUGAGAAGAGCCUUUCUUCGAAAAUCAAAGAAGAAAAGAAAGAAGAAUUGUAAGCAUCAACAACAACAAAAUCAGUCGAACCACCCGACCGAUCAGUCGAAGAGUCUUCAAAAGAUUGUUCGUCUUUCCACAAGGAUGAACAUGGAAAAAACUUUGAAGAAUUCAGAAAGAUCCGGAACUUGCUCGUCGGAUCAUGAACAACAAGACUUGUUGUUUCAACAUCAACCUCCGAUGAUGAUGAUAGGGUCUUUGGAAACAAGAUCAUCAUUAUCAGCAGAACAACAUGCUGAAAGAAACACUUGUACAGUAAUGUCCACUCGUUAUAAUUCCAAACCAUCCGUGUCGAAUGAAAAAGGAACAAAACAAGUUGACGUCAACUGCCACACACAUUGUUCUCAUGAUGGUGGUCAUGAUGCUACUUGUAGUGUUGAUGAAUUUCCAAUUCAAAGCACCACAAGAUUUUUUAGACCACGAAAAACAUUUGGAAAUUCAUUCAAGCAGUUGAAUCUUCUCAUCAUGAUGAUAAAAAUUCUUCUCAUUAGCAUGAUGAUUCUUUUGGGUAGUGGAAUGAUGGAUAGAUUUUUGGGAACAGUCGAGGCCUCUUCUUAUCGAUUUUUGAGCGAAUUUACAAAAACUGCAAAUACAACGGUUUUAAGUGUAUUUCCAAAUUCGACCAAUGUAGUGACCAAUGUGACAACCACAACUACGAUUGGUUUUGGAUCCUUCACUUAUACCUAUGAAACAGAUUCAUUGAGUUGGCAAAUUUUGAUGGACACAGAAUUACCAUCCUUUUCAAAUACGAGUUCUGUCAUUUCAUUACGAUUUUGGCGUCUGAUUCAUUCCAAUGUAUUAUUCACUCAAUAUGCAAGAACCUUGUUUGUUUCCAAAGAAAAUUUAACGCAAGCACUCGUGGAGAAAAAUUUGUUAAAUUCAACGACUGGUGUGACCAUUGUUCCUGAGAAAAUGUUGUUUCCUCUCAAUGGAACGACGAAAGGAAAACUACUGAACACCACUCUCUAUGUGAGUGUACCUGAAUUGUUUGAAAAUUCAUUCAUGAUACAAUUAUUUGAAUUGGAAUUGAAUGCCACUCUAUUGCAAGAUAAUUCAUCACUGGGUACAAAUCCAACACUUAAAAGUGACAAAAUUCUCGUCAAUUUUUCACUAUUCAAAGGAAAGAAUCCAACUUACACAUACUCAAUUUUAGAAACACUGAAAAGUGCAUUACGAGUCGUUUCUGUUUCGACCAUGACAUUUAAAAACUUGUGCAGUUCUUCCUCACCAGUGGUUGCAUUUGCAUGGAAUUCUUGGAAAUUGUGGUUUGUGUUGUGUGUCAUUCUCGGAAUGCUUGGUGGUUUGGUCAUGUCCUGGUGGAAACCUUAUUUUGUGGUCUUUUUGGCACUUGUUGUGUUGAACGUUUCUGGAGUGAUUAAUGUGACUCAGACCUUGGCAGGUUUCUCUAACGAUGGUAUGCUCACUGUAUUAAUUCUAUUCCCAAUUGUUCAACCCAUUUCUGAGAAUUCACUCGUUCUCAAAGUUUCCAAACUUGUUUUUGGAUCUCCCAAAUAUGGUUUAUGGCUCUGCAUGCUUCGUGUGUGCUUAUUUAUUUCAUUAGUGAGUCCUUUCAUUAACAAUACUCCAAUUGUGGUCACUCUCAUUCCAAUUAUUAAGGACUGGGCGAGAGUGAACAAUAUUGCUCCCUCCAAAUUUUUAAUUCCCAUGUGUUUCAUGACCUCUGCUGCUGGGUUAAUGACAUUGAUUGGUACCUCUACCAACAUUGUCACUAAUGGUCUCUAUGUUGCCUAUGGUUUCACACCCUUUACAUUUUAUGAAUUUUUCUAUAUUGGAAGUAUUUUGUCAGUGGUCACCAUUGUUUAUUUAUGUACUUUUGGCUUGUGGGUGUUGCCCAAUAAGAAGGGUGGUAUGUUUCGACUUGCCAGAGAACGUGGUGAGCAAUUCUUGACCAAGAUUGCUGUGGAUGAUCCAAAUUCACCUCUCAUUGGAAAAAACAAACAUGCCAUUAUUCAACAUCUUGGAUUGGAAAAGUUGGAAGUAGUUGAAAUUAUUCGAAAGAAGCCACGACUCAGUACUUCUGCUGUCAUGAUCACUGCCAAUCCCACCAGCACCACGGAAUUGUCCACAACUACCCAAGAAAAUGUCACCAAACUCUCAACUCAGGAUUCACACGAUCAAUCGUCUUCAAUCAAAGAAGAAGAAGAUCUAGUCGAGCUCAUCGUUCCAGUCCCUGACGAUUUAACCAUCAUGCUAGGAGAUGUCAUUAUUUUCAAAGGUCAUCCAAACAUGAUCCUUAAAUUGCAUUCCAAAACAGGAAUUUCUGAAAAUUUACCCACUGAGGAAGGUGCCGGUAUUAUUCACACCAUGUUGGGAACUGCUGAUAUGCACAUGGAGAAACAAGUUACUGUCAACAUUUCUUCGUCACAACAAGCAAGUCAUGUUCAAAUUGAAAAUCUUCCCGUGUCGACACCGAGUGCAUUGCCUAAUGCUGAGAACAGUAGCGAUGGAAAUCUCGUCGUUGAAAUUAGUGACAGCAGUGAAAUUAAUUCAUCCAAUGAUUUCAUUCAGACACACAACGUAAUGUCGCCACAUCUCGAAGUAGCUCCUCCCAUUCCAAAGGCCACACUGAAAUCUCUUCUAAGUGAAAAUCAAGGACUUUAUGAAGCCGCUCUCAGAAAAACCAUUCAUGAAGAACCAUAUUCUCAAGUAGCAAAUGCAUCGUCAUCUUCUGAGACACAUGCAGUCCAUCAUUUGGAUGUUGGAAUGAUGCAUGAGGAUCAACAGCAGCAACAACUGGAGCCACCUUCAUCAUCCAAAGAUGUCGUGGAACAUGGUACUGCUGUCUCUCACAUUGUGAACAACAGCAACCAUGGAACUUCCACAGAUACUCCUCCAAAAAAGACACACAUGACAAGUACUGAUCAAUCUUCGAGUCAAGAAAAAUCCUCUAAAAAACAACCUUUUUCAUUUGCCUGGUUGAAGAGAAGAAAAAAACCACCAGUAGAACAAGAUACUUCUGUUGAAAAGGAACCAGAAUUUUUCGAAUUGAUCAUUAGUGUGAGUAAUCCAUGUAUUGGAUUCAGUUAUGCAGAAUUUGAAAAACGUUAUGGAGUGGUCGUACUUGCAGUGCGUUAUGUGGGUUUAGAAACAAAAACAGAUGUCACGGAUUUUAAAACAUCAAACGUGAGUACUGGUGACACCUUGUUGGUCAUUGGACGAGGUGAAUUUUACUCGAAAUGGCAUGAAUCGAAAGAUUUUUAUGUCAUUUCCAGAUGUAAUGUAAAUCCAAAAGAAAGCAAGACCAACAAAUUUAUUGUCAAAAUUCCAUUCACCAAUAAGGAAUAUAAUUUAUGGUGGUGGGAACAUUUAAUUUUCCCAAUAUUUAUUGCCAUGAUUGCAUGUGCCAUUGCUGGAUAUUCCAUGUUGCAAUGUGCCAUGGUCACUUUAUGUGUGGUCAUUAUUUUAGGACUGAUACAACCCAUCAAAGCAUUGGAGAGUGUGGAAUGGCCACUCAUUGCCUUGAUUGGUUCUUCAUUUGGAAUUGGAACUGCCAUCACACAGAGUGGUAUGGGAGAAGCAUUUGCAGAAGUGGUUCGAUUGAUGAAUAUUCCAAAUAUUUUGUUACCUGCUGUGGUGGUAUUCAUUACUCUUAUCGUCACUGCUGUGAUUACAAAUAAUGCAGCAGUUGCUAUUACGUUUCCAUUGGCCAUGGCAGUUGCUAUUCGUAAUGGUCUUAAUCCUCGAUGUUUUGCCAUGUGUGUUUGUAUUGCUGCGAGUUCUGUGUUUGCCACUCCGAUUGGAUAUCAAUGUAACAUGAUGGUUUAUGGUACAGGUGGAUAUUCGUUUAUGGACUAUGUGAAAUCAGGAUUGCCUUUGACCUUUUUAUAUUUUGUGUGUAUUAGUACUUUUGUUCCAUUGAUUUGGGGAUUGGAAACGCCUAAUUUUUAA
Molecule: messenger RNA, 3963 nt
Organism: Naegleria fowleri
Lineage: Eukaryota; Heterolobosea; Eutetramitea; Acrasida; Naegleriidae
Exons: 1
Coding region: 1-3963 (1320 amino acids)
Biological process (GO): transmembrane transport
Cellular component (GO): plasma membrane
Source: RefSeq, a predicted model, not a curated record